Messenger RNA from Notothenia coriiceps (black rockcod), 1294 nucleotides. Its product is annotated as dipeptidyl peptidase 1-like. Lineage: Eukaryota; Metazoa; Chordata; Actinopteri; Perciformes; Nototheniidae. Gene Ontology annotation, biological process: proteolysis. Bases 67 to 666 code for a protein of 199 amino acids. Gene Ontology annotation, molecular function: cysteine-type peptidase activity. The transcript is spliced from 3 exons. The record is from RefSeq and is a predicted model, not a curated record.
GCCUCCUGUGUAAAUAUUUGAUGUUCUGUUUCAGCAUCGUGUGGAAGCUGCUACUCCUUCGCCACCAUGGGAAUGCUGGAAGCUCGAAUUCGAAUCCUCACCAACAACACCGACACCCCCAUCCUCAGCCCCCAGCAAGUGGUCUCCUGUUCCGAAUAUUCUCAAGGUUGCGAUGGUGGAUUUCCAUACCUGAUUGGGAAGUACGUGCAAGACUUCGGUCUGGUGGAUGAGUCGUGCUAUCCAUACAUUGGAAAGGACUCUCCCUGCGGUCUCCCUCAGAACUGUGGUCGCAUCUACACCGCCGAAUACAGCUAUGUUGGCGGGUUCUAUGGCGGCUGCAGUGAGAUGGCUAUGAUGUUGGAACUGGUCAAGAAUGGACCAAUGGGAGUGGCCUUUGAGGUCUAUCCCGACUUCAUGCACUAUAAGGAGGGCAUCUACCACCACACAGGCCUCGGAGACGCCUUCAAUCCCUUCGAGCUGACCAACCAUGCCGUGCUGUUGGUGGGCUACGGCCGCUGCCACAUGACCGGUCAGAAGUACUGGAUUGUCAAAAACAGCUGGAGCACCAACUGGGGCGAGGACGGCUACUUCAGGAUCCGCAGAGGCAGCGACGAGUGUUCCGUCGAGAGCAUCGCCGUGGCAGCAAACCCCAUCCCCAAACUGUAGACGCUCAGAGAGGUUUAACAAUCAGUCAUUCAUAAAAAUGUUAUACUAGGAAUUAGUUAAAAGCAUAAAAAGGGACACAAAACGUAUCUUUUAUGGUUGAUUUAGUAUUAUAACAUAUCAUUCAUUUGAAUUGGAGUGAAACUGCUAUUGUGCUCUUUUGAAGCCAUGAAUUUAGCACGCCUGCCUACAAAGGUUUUUAACAUCUGUUUUAUUUUUUCCAAUUUCAUCAAUCACCUAUGGAUGAUUUGAAUUCAAGCUUUAACUGCCAACACAAACUUGGAAACAAAAUGCAUCGGGUCUUACUUGAAUGCUGAAUGGUACUAAAAUCUAAAAGUUUUGAUGCACAAUGUUACUGCAGAUGUGAAGGGAUUUCAAUUGAAAGGGAACUGAGGAGUGUUUGUGUUUUAUUGUCAGGUGCAGGACUUUGAUUCUUUUUCUCAGGGAAGCAACGGUGCAGAAUUGCAACCUCUUUUGUCCUUGCACCAAAUUGAAAAUGUUACUGCCAUGUUUCUCUGUGGAGCAUUUUAACUGGAAUUGUUCAUCAAUCAGAAUAAGGGAUUAAAUGAUUGUAUUCUGAUUUGCACUGAUGUUUUACAUUUUGAUGGAAUAAAAGCAUUUAUAAAUGUUA